UCCCGCUCCACGGCUGGGGGAGGGCGGACGGUGCUCUCGGCAGCUGAGCAGAGCAGGGGUGUCCCCUGCGAGACCACGGCAGUCCGGGACCCCCAGGGCAUAAGCUCUCUCAGCGCGCGGGACCCCGGCGACCGCGCACGCCGCCCCCGCUGGCCCGCGCCACGCUCCGCCCUGGACGCCGCUCGUCCCGGAGCGGGGGUGCGCGGGGGGUGGGAGCGGACCAGCUCAGCCUGAUUUACGGCUCUGCUGAAAACCGCUUCGCACCCGCAGCAGUAGAAGCGUCGCGGCGGCAGCGGCAGCAGCAGCUGCAGGGGCAGCAACAAGUCGGGACUUUGAGAGUAAUGCAACAGAAGGCUUUUGAGGAAAGCAGAUACCCCUGGCAGGAGUCCUUUGAGAAUGUCGCUGUGUGCCUGCCAUUCCGCUGCCCGAGGUGUGGGGACCAUACCAGAUUUAGAAGCCUGUCCUCAUUGAGGGCCCAUCUGGAAUUCAGUCACAGCUACCAGGAAAGAACCCUCUUGACAAAAUGCAGCCUCUUUCCGUCCCUCAAAGACACAGACCUAGUCAGUUCCUCAGAACCCCUGAAACAGGGAAAAUUGCAGAGCUGUGGCAACAUAGUGAAGCAGAAACCGAGCUAUGUUAACUUGUGUAGCAUUUCGCAUGAACACGGCAAGGACAGGAAGCCAUUUGAGGUGGUGGCAGAGAGGCCUAUGUCCUAUGUGCAGACCUACACUACGGUAGACCUACGUGCAGACUCGCUGGAUGGCCCGAGGUCGAGUCCUGGCCUUCCCACCUCAGACACCAAAGCAGCUUUCGAGGCACAUGUCAGAGAAAAAUUCAAUCGGAUGGUCGAGGCUGUGGACAGGACCAUUGAGAAGAGAAUCGAUAAACUCACCAAAGAGCUGGCCCAGAAAACGGCUGAACUGUUGGAAGUUCGGGCAGCUUUUGUGCAGCUGACUCAGAAAAAGCAGGAAGUGCAGAGACGAGAGCGGGCCCUGAAUAGACAGGUGGAUGUGGCCGUGGAGAUGAUCGCAGCGCUGAGGCAACGCCUGAUGGAAUCCGAAGAGGAGCUUCUCAGGAAAGAAGAAGAAGUGGUUACAUUCAACCAUUUCCUGGAAGCAGCCGCUGAGAAGGAGGUUCAAGGGAAAGCUCGGCUCCAGGACUUUAUUGAGAACCUGCUGCACCGGGUAGAACUGGCGGAAAAGCAGUUGGAGUACUAUCACAGCCAGCAGGCCGCUGGCCUCUGCCGGGACACCAGUGAGCACGUGGUGGGUGUCUGUGGUCUCCUGAGAAGGAACGUUUAUUCCCCUCCUCGAUUCCCCUGUCACCUCCUUGGGAAAUGCAAGAGUGCAGUCUCGGCUGGAGGGACACUCUGAGCCCUUUCCUGCCUCCUUCUUCCACCUUGCCAUCUCUCAGGGGAGGGUUGUGGCAUGAGGUCACCGAGCCCAGAUGUGAGGUGAGAGGGCCUGGCUUCUAGAUCAUUCCCACCCUGCUUCUGACUGGAUGAGACAGUUUGUCUUCCUGGGCCUAUCAUUCUUCUAUAAAAUGAAGCAGUUGGACUAGAUGCUGUAUAAGGGCUUUUGGCCUCUUAAAUUCUGUGAUCAUCACCUGACUUUGGUGAUUAGGAAUUCUAAAAUUAAAAUGUAGCCAUGAUAUUUUCAGUAUUUAGUCUUAUUAGUAACCCAGAACUAAGAAAUGUAUAAAUUAUUAGUAACCCAGAGCUAAGAAGGUCUCAGAGAAAAUGGAAGGCAAUGAGAAAGAAAGGAAGCCCAUUAGUUCUCGCCUUUAUUUAUAUUUCUGUGCUCACUUCUUCUGCUGACUUUACUUUUCCAGCUUGGAAACUGAACACCUUUUAAAAGACAUGGCCAGUCCUUACUUCUCAUCCUGCUGUAUCAUGUAAUCAAAAGUUGAACAGCAUCUCAGCUCUUCUAGUCAGAUGUAUAGAUAUAAAAUUAUGUGUGUGUAUGUGUACACAUAACAUAUAUAUACACACACGCACACAUAAGUAUGUGUAUAUACAUACACACACACAUAUACAUGUACAUACAAAUACGGUAGGACAUUUAAUUAAUAAAUAUUUGUUUCUGUUCUCUAUGUCCCAAAACCUGACAUCAUCUGCCUUCUUCAGAUUUGAUCUACAUAAGGAAGAGUUGACUAAUUCAGAUCAAAUAAAGUGCAGUUAAGAUUGUAGCAGGGAAUUUAGAAGUGAGAGCUGUCUGUGAGUAGGGCAUGAUCAGGCUGUAGUGAGGUCAGCUGACUUUUGGAGGGAGAACACAUUGCCCUGAGAAGACCAAGAAUGAGAUGUUUGAUUUCUGAAAGUAUGGGCAGAUGUGGUUUCCCCUGUUUUCAUGUAUAGUCCUCUAAACUCUACUUUGGACCAUAGCGUACCACGUUAUGAGACAGUCUACAAACCCUAAGACCAUUUUACCUUUUUACUUAGUCUGUUUCAUCAUAAUAAAAUACAUUCACCACGUCUUUGAUGUAAUUAAACUACUCAGUCUGGCCUCUCUGGUAUCUGUGGCUAUGGAUACAUGGAAGAACUUGGAUUCUUUUAGCAGGAAAACCUUUGAAUCGUAUCUUUAGUAACCAGUUUGACCCAGCUGAAUGAAGGUGCAGGGCACCAAGAAGCCUAGGCUUCUGGAGCCUCAGCCCCGCCCAGGAGAGCUCCUUGCCACAGUGCACCCCAGGAUGGAGUAGAACUUUCUGACUGACUCCCCCCACCUCCGCUCCCUCCUCCAGAACAGUGGGGAAUGCUGUCAGGAGCCUGGCUGGCUCUUGCCAUCUCCAACAAGGCUGCUGUACAGAAACAGUGCGGCCUUGUCAUCUCCCUUCUUUUCCAGCCCCCAGUUCCCUCCCUCUCUCCUCUUCCCUCUUUUUCUCAUUACCACCUCCAGAGAGUAGUGACAUUUCUAGAUUGACGUGUUAAAUUGCUUCUUUCUAAGAUGUCUUCUAGCUUUAAGAUUCUUUUGUGCUCUAGAAGAAUUUCCUUCCCCCUCAUGUUUAGUGCCUUUUCUGAAAUAAUGUUUCAGCAUAUGUAUCUUUCCCUUAAUCCUCUUGAGCAUUUAUGUUCUUUUUCACCUGGCUGAUUUCUAAAAAUGUAAUAUGCUUACUCAGGUAAUUUGUCUGUAUGCUCAGAAACAUGCUGUCGAAUUAGACACAAAGUGACCUAAUAUCUCAUCUGCCAAAAUCACUCACAGAACUGCUCAAAUGGAAGGUCAUGAAAUAGCUUGGAUAAUCUUAUUUUAAGCAUUGCAUUUAUUUCCUGCAGGUUGCUAAAUUAGGACUAGCAGUAAUUCAUUUAACAUAUUUACUGGGGAUGCAGUGCUUACUGGGUGCUGAGGAAACUGCUGUGAACGAGAUCGAUGAGGUCCCUGGUCUCAGGAAGGAGGGGCACACAAUAAGCAAACAGAUAAUGAAGAUAAUUUCGUAUAGUGAAGAUCCUACUAUAAAGAAAAAAGUAAGAUGAUAUGUUUGAGAUGGCCACUUUAGCUUUAGCAAAAAGCUUUCAAAAAAAGCCUUGCUGAAGAGGCAACAUUUGCACUGUGACCUGAAUAACAAGGACGCAGCUCUGUGAGAAUUUGGAAGUGGAAUAUUCUAGGCAAAGGAAUAGGAAAUGCAGCUGCCUCAGGAGGGAACAAGCUUGGCAUGUUUGAGUGGUGGGUGAUAAGUCAGAGAGGUAGGAAGGAUCCAGAUCAGGCAGGGGCUUCUUGGUCAUAUAAGGAGUUUGCAUAUGUUCCACUGCACACGGGGAAGCCAUUGGAAGGUUUUAAGUAGGAGGUGAUCUGUGUUUUAGCAAAAUCACUCUGCUGCUCUGUGGGGAAUUGACUGGAGGGGUGCAAAAAUGAGCGACAAGUUAGAAAGCUCUUCUCUUGUGGCAGAUGAGGGGGGAUGGCAGCUUGGGUAGAACCGAGUUGAGAGAGGUGAAGGGUAUCGGAUAUGUUCUUGGAGGAAAAUUGACAAGACCAGCUGGCCUUGCUGAAGGAUUAGAUUUAGCUGGCGAGGGAAAGUGAGCAGUCAAAAAUGAGUCCAAGGUUUUGGCCUCAAAAAUUGAGUAUAUACAGAGGGGAAGUUGGAGGAGGGCUAGGUGUCCAGUUUCCCAAAACCUAUCAUAACCUGAGACACCAUAUUUGUCUUUUAAGUACUUAAAUUGGCUCUCAGUGCAAGGUUAUUUAUAUUUUUUCAACCUGAAACCUUGACCAAGGACUCUCUUGAUCCCCAUCUUCAUACCCUCCUCUCCCUAAAUAAAAAGAAGACAAAGUAGCUGGACCAGGAGAAAAUGGAGGUAGGUAGUUGGGCUGUAGAGGCCUCUUGUGUUCACAGGGAGGAGAGCACAUGAAAUUCUUUGGUGCCUGUGAUAUCGGCCCCACCUCCACCCCAAGACUCAUAAUCUAGCAGAUCACUGUUGGCCUUUUCCCUGUGAGAGAAGCACACACACACACACACAACUUUUGCAUAAAAUUCCAAAGGGAAUUAUGUACCCAUAUGCAAUACAUCAUCACACUAUAUGCUUGCAUACAUACAUAAAGUUGAACAUAUUUUGUCAUGCCUGAAUAAUAAUAAUUUUUUUUAAGUGGGAAAGUAUUUAAAAGGAAGGAAAACCCUGUAAGUUUUUAGAGUUUAUAUACACACUAAAACCCAUUCAAGGAGCCCAGCUGAUGGGGAGCGGGGGCAGGCGGACUGGGAGAAAGAGGGUAGAAAUGCUGAUGCCUUUGGGGUUCCCGGAAACUACCAGUCUGGUGUUUGCCGGAGCCAUCUGUUCCCCCUUCUUUGUAUAUUGCAAGACCUCAUGACCCUCACGCAGGGAAUGUGCCUUUUUCUGUUCACGUUUACUACUCUCAUGCCAAACCCAGCCAGCGUGGACAGGGUCAGCAAUAAUGCGGACUUUCAGUUGUGUCCCAAGGCAGAAGGCAGGAGUCCCAUCUUAC
Molecule: messenger RNA, 4922 nt
Organism: Globicephala melas (long-finned pilot whale)
Lineage: Eukaryota; Metazoa; Chordata; Mammalia; Artiodactyla; Delphinidae
Gene: ZNF365
Product: zinc finger protein 365
Biological process (GO): regulation of double-strand break repair via homologous recombination; regulation of DNA strand resection involved in replication fork processing; telomere maintenance
Source: RefSeq, a predicted model, not a curated record